AUGCCCAGGCUGGAGCACAUUCUGCUCCGGCCAGACACCUAUGUGGGCUCCACGGAAGUGCAGCAACAGGAGCUGUGGGUCUUUGACUCGGUUCAAAGCCGAAUGGUGUACAGAAAGAUCAGCUUCGUACCUGCGCUGUACAAAAUAUUUGACGAGAUCUUGGUGAAUGCCGCGGACAACUUGCAGAGGGAUCCGCAGGGAAUGGACGCUAUCAAAGUGGACAUUGAUCAGCAGAAGGGCAUUCUCUCUGUCUGGAACAAUGGAAGGGGUCUCCCUGUGGUGAUGCACAAGGAGCAGAAGGUUUAUGUCCCCGAAAUGGUCUUCGGCCAUUUGCUCACCAGCGACAACUACGAUGACUCGGCCAGCAAGGUGGUGGGGGGCCGCAACGGCUACGGCGCCAAGUUGGCCAACGUGUUCUCCACGGAGUUCAAGGUGGAGACCUGCGAUGGCAAGAACAGGUUCAGCCAGGUCUUCCGCAACAACAUGCAGGCCAAGGGUAAGCCCGAGAUCGUGGCAACGAAGGAGAAGCCCUUCACCUGCAUCACCUUCAAGCCAGAUCUGGCCAAGUUUGGCAUGACCAAGCUGGACGAUGACAUUGUGUCACUCCUGACGAAGCGAGUUUAUGAUAUUGCCGGUUCAACACUCGAGAAAUGCACUGUCUACCUCAAUGGCGACAAGCUGGACGUGAAGAGUUUCCGGGAUUACUGCGAUCUUUACCUGCUCACCCGCCAGGGCGUGCCGCAGGUCUACGAGAAGUGCUCGGACAGGUGGGAGAUUUGCGUCAGCCUCACAGAGAGUGGCUUCAAUCAGGUGAGCUUUGUGAACUCCAUUUGCACCAUCCGUGGCGGCACCCACGUGACCCACGUCUCGGACCAGGUUGUGGAGGCCAUCCUGGAAAAGGUGAAGGCGCAGAGCAAGGAGAAGGUGAAAGGAGGGGUCGACGUCAAGCCUCACCAUGUGAGGAAUCAUAUUUGGGUCUUCAUCAAAUGCUUGAUCGAGAAUCCCGCCUUUGACUCCCAAACCAAGGAAACCUUGACCACCAAGCAGUCCAAGUUCGGGUCGCGCUGCGAGCUCUCCGAGAAGUUUCUCUCGGAGGUUGCCAGUUGUGGCGUGGUGGAUCUCAUUCUCAUGGCGGCCAUGGCCAAAUCCAAAGUGGACCUGGGCAAGAAACUCAAGGCCAAUACUGGCCGCGUGACGCGGCUCACCGGCAUCCCCAAGCUGGAAGAUGCCAAUGAUGCAGGUGGGAAGAGUUCCCAAGAGUGCACGCUCAUCCUGACUGAGGGAGACUCAGCCAAGGCCCUGGCAGUUGCUGGCCUCAGCGUCAUCGGCCGUGACAAGUGGGGUGUCUUCCCAUUGCGUGGUAAGGUGCUCAACGUGCGGGAUGCGACCUUGAAGCAGAUGAUGGCCAACGAGGAGAUACAGAACCUGAUUAAAAUCAUCGGCCUGGAUCUGAACCGCGAGUAUGACGCCGAACUGAGAGGGCUGCGCUAUGGCUCCAUCAUGAUCAUGGCAGAUCAGGAUACUGAUGGCUCCCAUAUCAAGGGGCUACUGAUCAACCUGAUCCACGCCUGGUGGCCAUCUCUAGCGAGGCUUCCUGGAUUUGUCAAGGAGUUCUUUACUCCGAUUGUGAAAGCCACCAAGGGCAAGUCGCAGAUAUGCUUCUACACACUUCCCGAGUAUGAGGCAUGGAAAAAAGAAACUGAAGGCGGAAAAGGUUUCAAGAUCAAGUACUACAAAGGUUUGGGGACCAGCACCUCAAAAGAAGCCAAGGAAUACUUCAGCGCCCUGGACACGCACCAGAUCAAAUACCGAUAUGAUGGUGUGGAAGAUGAUCGCGCCAUCGAUCUCGCCUUUAACAAGAAGCGUGCCGACGAUCGCAAAUCCUGGAUCAAUUCCUACGAGGACGGGAACUUGAUCGACCACACCCAGAAAGAG
Molecule: messenger RNA, 1935 nt
Organism: Effrenium voratum
Lineage: Eukaryota; Dinophyceae; Suessiales; Symbiodiniaceae
Source: the annotation of a GenBank genome assembly